AGGAAGUUUUGCCCUGCAUACGAACAGAAGUCCACUGCAAUUUCUUGAAACGGUCUGGAUGGUCUUGGCUUCGUGAUAAUUGGCUCCUUCGGCAGCGAUGGUAGGUGGUCUUGGCAUUGCUUGCAUGACAGGAUGACGUUUUCGAUCGAUGGAUGACUCGGGAUUGUUUUGCGGGUCGUACUCUGCCAUCAGCUCAUGUGGUACGGGAUUGGAGACAGGGUUCCGAGAGAGAGCGUCUGGGGCAUUGUUCAGAAUGCCUUUGACCCAUUGAGCCGUGCAGUUGUAGGCCAUGAUCCUGUUUUUGAGGCGCUGGAGGCGUGGGUUCUCUAUUUCGUCAAGCCGGUGACUGUUGAGGAUCGGUAUGAGAGGGUGAUGGUCGGUGACGACGGUGAAGUGAGGAAGGCCCGCGAGGAACAGCUUGCAUUUGGUGAUGGCCCAUGACACAGCUAGGAGCUCCAACUCAAUGAUGGCAUACCUGGACUCCGCGUCGGAGAGAAAUCUGGAGCCAGCCUGGAUGAGGGCGUUGCAAUA
Molecule: messenger RNA, 531 nt
Organism: Geodia barretti
Lineage: Eukaryota; Metazoa; Porifera; Demospongiae; Tetractinellida; Geodiidae
Source: the annotation of a GenBank genome assembly